Molecule: messenger RNA, 1887 nt
Organism: Grus americana (Whooping crane)
Lineage: Eukaryota; Metazoa; Chordata; Aves; Gruiformes; Gruidae
Gene: PI16
Product: peptidase inhibitor 16
Cellular component (GO): extracellular region
Source: RefSeq, a predicted model, not a curated record
AUGGAGACUGUUGAGAGGAUGGUACACCCUGGGCCUAAUGAAGAAGCACUGGAGCUGAGCUGGUCCCUGAGUGAUGAAGAAAAGAAGAUAAUCUUGGAUGGGCAUAACAAAUACCGCUCCCAGGUCUCUCCUCCUGCUAUGGAUAUGCUGAAGAUGAGCUGGGACACGGAGCUGGAGGCCUUUGCUCAAGCCUAUGCAGAGAAGUGCAUCUGGGACCACAACAAGGAGAGGGGACGACGGGGGGAAAACCUCUUUGCUAUGGCCCCAACCCUGGACCUGGAAUUUGCUGUGGAAGACUGGAACGGGGAGGAGAAGUACUAUAACCUGACGACCUCCACGUGUGUCCCUGGACAGAUGUGUGGUCACUACACCCAGGUGGUCUGGGCAAGCACGCAUCGGAUCGGCUGCGGGGCAAAGUUUUGUGAGAAGAUUGACGGAAUCGAAACAGAGGGCAUGUACCUGCUUGUUUGCAACUAUUACCCACCGGGUAAUAUGAAAGGCCGAAAGCCGUACAAGGAAGGACCCUCAUGCUCACAGUGUCCCGAGGGCAGAGCCUGUGUCAACUCCUUGUGUGAACCCACUGUAGAAGAGACCACUCCAGCCUCUGUGACAACAAAGGCAAGCCCAUCACCCACAACCACAGCCACGCCAAAACCCACAACCACAGCCAAACCAGAACCCACAACACCAAUACCCACCACAGCCAAGCCACCACCCACUACCACGCUCCCAACCACAACUGCAGCCAAGCCACCACCCACUACCACGCUCCCAACCACAACUACAGCCAAGCCACCACCCACAACCAUGCUCCCAACCACAACAGCAGCCAAGCCAAAACUCACAACCACGCUCCCAACCACACUCAAGCCAUCACCCACAACCACACUCCCAACCACAGCCAAGCCACCACCCACAACCACGCUCACAACCACAGCCAAGCCAUCACCCACAACCAUACUCCCAACCACAGCCAAGCCAAAACCCACAAUACUGGCACCUAUCACAACGACAGCCAAGCCAAAACCUGCCACCACACUCCCAACAACAACCCCAGCCAAGCCAAAACCCACAACACCAACAGCCACCACAGUCAUGGCCAAGCCAAUCCACCAUGCCAGUACCCACCACCACUACAGCCAAGCCAAAGCCCACUAUGCUAACAACCACCAUGCCAAAACCCACCACAACCACUAUUACAGCCAAGCCAACACCCACCACACCAACACCCACCACAACCACUAUUACAGCCAAGCCAACACCUACCACACCAAAACCCACCACAAUCACUAUUACAGCCAAGCCAAAACCCACCACAACCACUAUUACAGCCAAGCCAGCACCCACCACACCAAAACCCACCACAACCACUAUUACAGCCAAGCCAACACCUACAACACCAAAACCCACCACAACCACUAUUACAGCCAAGCCAACACCUACCACACCAAAACCCACCACAACCACUAUUACAGCCAAGCCAACACCCACAACACCAAAACCCACCACAACCACUAUUACAGCCAAGCCAACACCUACCACACCAAAACCCACCACAACCACUAUUACAGCCAAGCCAACACCCACCACACCAAAACCCACCACAACCACUAUUACAGCCAAGCCAACACCUACAACACCAAAACCCACCACAACCACUAUUACAGCCAAGCCAAAACCCACCAUAACCAUCACAACAGCCAAGCCAGCACCCACCACACCAAAACCUACCACAGCUGUGGCUAAGCCAACACCCAUCACACCAACAUCCACCACCACUACAGCCAAGCCAACACCUGCCACUACAACAUCAGCAAAGCCAAAACUCACCACUACAGCACCAGCACCUACCACAACAGCAAAGAUACAACCAAAAACUGCCACAAC